Molecule: messenger RNA, 8266 nt
Organism: Diorhabda carinulata
Lineage: Eukaryota; Metazoa; Arthropoda; Insecta; Coleoptera; Chrysomelidae
Gene: Dl
Product: embryonic polarity protein dorsal-like
Exons: 8
Coding region: 431-2842 (803 amino acids)
Biological process (GO): inflammatory response; canonical NF-kappaB signal transduction; regulation of DNA-templated transcription
Cellular component (GO): cytoplasm
Molecular function (GO): DNA-binding transcription factor activity; DNA binding
Source: RefSeq, a predicted model, not a curated record
CAAACUAAAUAACGAAGUAAAAGCGAGUAGUCGCAGUGAAACAGGGAUCGGACGAACACGAUAUUCAGGUUGUUUUCAACGUGAGCUCCUUUCAGUUUCGCACGUGAUCGUGGCAUCCAAUCAACAGAUUCAAACUCGCGGUUUCUCGGAAUUGUUGUUUGGUCAUCGUUUCUUAAAAUAAUCCUGUGGAACGGCUUGGUUAGUCGGUUUAUUUCAUUUUAGCUUCGUCGAAGUUUGAACGUUGUGUUAUCAAAUUACAAGGAAUAUUUUUAGUGAAAGUUUUAAAUAAGUGACUAUUUUCAUGAUUUGUUUUUAAUAAUCGUCGGUUAAUUUUGUGACGAGUGUUGUUAGAUGACCUUGAUUAUUGUUUGGAAUUUGUUAUGUUAUAUGUUAAGGAUCAUCAAGAACUUCCACUAGAAAUAUAAAUAUCAUGGAUUACCACGAUUUAGAUACUGAAACACAGGAAGAUGGAGAGCUAACCGAGGAAAGUAUCGAAUUAAGUGAUGUCAUUGAGGUUAUUGAGACUGAUCCAGAUUUUCAAGAAUAUAAAGAACCAAUCCAGUCUUCCGCAAUGUUUAAUGGAGGAGGGGAAAUACCUAUACCACAACAACCCACAGCAAACCAAGCUAGUCAGUAUUCAUCAUUGUCGGCGAAAAAACAAGCUCGUAUAAGGAUAGUAGAACAACCCGCAUCGAAAGCGCUAAGAUUUCGAUAUGAAUGUGAGGGUAGAUCGGCGGGCUCCAUACCAGGAGCUAGAAGCACCCCAGAAAAUAAAAGUUACCCUACGAUUAGGGUAGAAGGUUAUAAAGGCAGGGCUGUAGUAGUAGUAUCUUGUGUAACACGUGAUCAACCAUACAGGCCACAUCCGCAUAAUUUAGUCGGUAGAGAAGGUUGUAAGAGGGGAGUGUGUACAUUAGAAAUCCCGACUGAUACAAUGACAGUUCAUUUCUCGAAUUUGGGCAUUCAGUGUGUUAAGAAAAAAGACAUUGAACAUGCCUUAAGGGUACGUGAGGAAAUCAGGGUCGAUCCCUUUCGAACCGGUUUCAGUCACAGAAAUCAACCCACCUCUAUAGACUUAAAUGUCGUUAGGCUGUGUUUUCAAGUUUUUUUAGAAGGUGAUACUCCAGGAAAAUUUUCAGUAACCGUACCUCCCGUAGUCAGCGAUCCUAUCUACGAUAAGAAAGCGAUGUCAGAUUUAACUAUAGUUAAAUUAUCAGAUUGUAGCAGUUACGUAGAUGGCGGAAGGAAAGAUAUCGUCCUUUUAUGUGAAAAGGUAUUAAAAGAAGACAUUCAAGUGAGAUUCUUCGAAGAAAAUGGUGAUUGGGAAGCAUUUGCCGAAUUCCAACCGUCCCAAGUACACAAACAACACGCUAUUUGGUUUAGAACUCCGAAGUAUAAAACAACAGACGUAACCGAUGUCGUCAAGGUUUUCAUCCAACUUAGGAGGCCCUCUGACGGCGCUACUAGUGAUGCAUUACCAUUUGAACUACACCCAAUAGAUUCAGGUAGGCCUCCGUAUUGGUCGUUCCGAAGAACACUAGCUAAAAAAGGAAAUUAUAAUCUUUUCGAUUCCAUAUUAGCGAACGAUGCGAAAUUAAUGACAAAGCGGCAGUUGAGUUUAACGAAUGACGUUGGUUGGAAGGAAACAAUUCUACCUAAGGAAACAGUUUUACCUGCAACCAAUCUACCGAAUAUUGAUGAUGAAGUAAUAUUAUUAGAUAAAUCUGUUGAUCAAAACGCUAAUGAUGUUGGAGUUAUUCAAAUCGUCAGCGAAAUUCCUAUUGACUGGAACACAGCUACAGAAACCAAUAAUAACCAAAUAAUUCCAGAAAAUAUGGAUUAUUCCGAAUUGAAAUUGGAUAAAAAUGACAGUAUUUUGACAAAUGUUCCUGAUAAAGUCGAAGAGAAAUCAUUCAAUGAACUCAUCAACCAAGUAGCGGAAUUAGACGAAAUUUAUUCGGAUACAAAAAAUCGUCUACUCACUCAACCUAUAACAGAAUAUGAUAAAACCGAUUUACCUUACAAUGACUCUUUCGAUGACGCUAAAACGUAUUCUAGUCUACAAUUAGCUUUCAAAAAUCCCGUAGAUAUUAUUUCAAGACCAUCUUAUCCCCCGAAACCGACUAAUAACUCCACGAUAUCGAAUAAACGAGAAAAUGAUGCCGAAAAAUUGCCUCCUCUUCCACCGAAACGUACUAAAAAAUUAGAAACGUUCAUCGGCAGCACAAACAGUUUACAAAAAAAUAAUAAACCCGAUUUACAUACAUCAAACUCUAGUAUACGAACAGUGAGCAGAACUAACUCAUUUAAUUUACAAAGACCUAAAUCACAGCAGGAACUGUCGCCACCGGAAAAACAUUUACCUCCAACUCCGAAUUAUUCGACUUUACCUAAUCCUAAAAAACGAGGAUUCUUUUCAAAAUUAUUCCGUAAAGGAAAAUCUAAAUCUGCGAAUCCUUCUCGCGAACCCAGCGUCUCUCCUUCGACGAAAACCAUUACCAGCACAAAAUCUCUACAGGUUCAAAAUGUUUUAGCCAAAAGUUCCGGUAACAUAUCGACUCACUCUUCUAACAGUAUUCGUAUACCACUGAAAGAUAGCCCUCCUAAUAGCAAUGAAAAUUUAACGAAUAACGAUGUUAAAGACACUAUUAACAUAUCCUCGGAUGAUAUUGAAAUGAAUUUGGAUUUAACAGAAGCUGAGCAUUAUGCUUUAUAUACUGCCAUAGCUCCUCAUGCUACACAGAGUGAAUUUGAUGAGAUGUCUUGUUACUACGCUCCGGUGGAAGGGGGAAAGUUAUUAACCAACGCCGAGGUGUUAGCCAGAUUGGCCUCAAAAACAUGAACGUUCGAGAAGUUAACGUAUUCUUAAUUUGUGAUUAUGAGUUUGAUUAUUAAGUAUAUAUUUUAUCAUAUUAUGUGAAAUAUCUACAUAUCCUGAAUAUAUUAUGUUCAUACAAGGAAUAAAAUCAUAAAAUAUGAAAUAAAUACACAUUACAAUUGGCAUUUAAGUAUAUUUCAAUGUAUGACAAUUUUGGAUGAAUUUGACCAAUUCUAUCUUUUUUUUUUCAAUAUGAUUUUGUUGAUUUUUUAUCUAAAUCAAUUGAUAAAUUGGUUUUUAUAUAAAUACUCUUGAAUUUUCCAAAAUAUUACUUAACAUUUUCAACCCUGAUUAAACAAAAUGAAAUAAAAUGUAUAAUAACAAAAUGGUUCCUCGACAAACGUGAAAAUUAUUUUCAGAUUUUUAGGUCCACUGCGUAUUUGGAAAUAUAAAACUAAAAAAUCAAAAUUUCUUAAAUUCUGUCCCAUUAAGUGACACUUUAUAAACGAUAAUUGAAUUAUUCAAAAAAUUCUGUGUAUUUUUCAUUUCAAAAGGUUCAGUCUUUUCAAAAAAAAAACAUUGGGGGAGUGGGAAAAGAAAAAAAAUGCUUGUGGGUACUUUUACAAGAGUCGUUUUAAGAGUAAAAAUUGAAAAUCAAACUCCCGUCUUUCUUCCAGUUUUUCCAGGCUGCCACUCGCAUUUUCCCGGUUGAAAUUUCGUGAAUUUACUACACUUUUAUGAUGAUAUUUAUUUUAGAAAAUACAAGUAUAAUAAAACAACCAAAUUAUUUUAUCAAUUUAACUAAUUCUUGCUCCACUGCUACAAGCAAGUCUGCAUGUUUUUAAUUUUUUUCUGUUUCCUUUCUGUUUUUCUAGUUUUAUUUUUCCAGUAUUGAGCAAUUGGAUUUUUUGUCUUUUUGUGCUGUGCCAUAUCUUGCUUAGACAUUCCUCAUAGAGAGCAUAUAGAUUAAAUUAAAUAUCUACAUUUUUUAGUCUACCAAUUUUUCUCAAAGAAUCAGUACACUAAUCUUUGGUGUCAACACGUGGAGGUGACUGAUUAUUGAGCUCCUCCACGUCCCAGCAGUACCACCCAACCUAUGUCGAAACCUAUAGCAUCUCAGAACCUUCAAAAUUUACUGUUAGCUGUUGGAAUUUAUAUUUUCUUUUAGUUUCAAAAGUUGGCAUUAAAGUUUUUUGACUUCAGCUUUGCUUUUAUAAAGCUAUCACUUCCCUAGGCCCACUUACCGACGAAGAAGCCCACAAGCUUAAUGCUUUGUUUCAUUGCCUGUGUAUGACAAGGAAAUUUAGGAAUCUCCAACUUUCUUUUUUACUUGUAUUGCUUCAUGAAGAUCUGCUCCUGUAAUAAGCCGAAAAGCUGGAAGAACCAGUUUCUAUUAAGUUGGAAUUUCAGGAACCGUUGGUGAUAUUCAUUCACUCUUUACACUACCACUACACCAACACUCACAAUUGCAUUGUCUGGCGAUAACUGUUGUUCACUUCAGUCUCUGAAGACGAUAACUUGGUUAUCGAAACGCGACUAUGGCAGUGUAGUGGUGGUAUAAACAGUGUAUUCAGUAUAAAACCGACCAGUGUUAAUUUUCAAUAGAAUUUCGAAAUUGUUCCAUUGGAUUUCUGUUUACCAGAUUGUAGUGGAAAUUUUUGAAUCAUGAUUUGUUUUUAGCUCACGUUGGCUUAUGAAUGUUUAAGCACAAACAACCAAGCACAAUAUCAAACACGAUGGAAUAACGUUAUGUUAUGUAUAAAAAUCUCAAGAGACAUAUGAGGUCAGAAAUUAUUUGAAAUAUACAUUCCCAGAUCAGCAUAUUUAUCGACAAAUGAUUUUUUUUCCAUUUAGUUUGUUUAAAACAAAAUAAUCAUCGAAGGGCUUCGAAAGAGUUACGAAUUAACUCCGCAACAUCUGUUUAAGGUUCAGUUACCAUUCAACCCUCGGCCUUGGAUUAAAAACAUGUUUAAACCCCAAACAUUUAAAUGAGUCAAUUAAAUUGAACAUGUCUAAAUAAAAACGGUAAAAGAAAUAUCGACAAAGUUUACUACCUAAACUAUAUUUUAAUGUUCAAGUUGAAAUUUCUUGAACCGUCGGUGAUAUUCAUACUGACCACACUGUUUACACUACUACCACUACACACUACAUAACUUGGUUAUCGAAACGCUCGUCAGACAGUGUAAUUGUGAGUGUUGGUGUAGUGGUAGUAGUGUAAACAGUGUGUUCAGUAGAAGUAGCUUGUCCUGGGCAAAACUAGUUUGUACUGAAAUCGGGUUUGCCUGCUAACAUACAUAACGAUUUACCAAAUAUUUUGAUAAAAACCAAAAUAAUGCAAAUAUUUAUAUAAAAAAAUAAUUCAUUGAUUUAGACCUAAAAUCAAUAAAAUAUUUUAUUUAUGAGUGAACUAAAUUCAAAUUUAUUUAUUCAGUGUUAAUAAUCAAACUUUUAUAUCACUUUAUUUAUUAUGUUGUUUCAGUAUCUUAUUUAUUAUUUGAUAUUUUUAGAACCAGGAGCUUUAAAACAUAAGCGGCAAAAAAUUAAGAUUUUCGAUCAAACGAUGAAUCCAACAGUAACUGUAAAAGAUCGUAAGUUUAAAUUUUUCAAAUCAUAUUUUUGGUGGUGGGAUAUACAUUUUUUAACACAUGUACAGAUUUUUGAUAAUAUAUACAAAUAUUUGUCUGUACUACAAUUUUAUAUCCCUCUUUGUACAGUUUUGAUACAAAAAACGGAUAUUUUGAAAAAUUUUGAUCAAAAUAAGAAUUUUAUACAUGAUAUUGAACUUGUAGUUAUGUUCAGUUGAUCUUUACAGGCUAUUUAUGUUAAUUAUAUACUUUUUCCGUUAAGAGUUUAUUUUUGAUUGAUCAUUAAAGUAACAGGAAACGAAAAUGAUAUGAUCUUGAUUUUUUUUAUAGGAAUCAAUUGUUUUUUUUCCCGAAAUUCCUCAACAAUUCCUCAGUUGUUCCAAAUCGUUAUAAUAAAAUUUAUUUUAAUUAUUUUAUACCCACUUUGUCUCUUCCAAACCUUCUCCAUGGAUGGUAUUUAAAUGUGAUAACAGUUUGCUUGGAUCGUCUUGGGUACUUCAAACAUUACCCUAUUUUGAUUACGUUUUGAUUUUUUUUGUAUAAUCUUCAACUCCAUUGUAAAACAAAAAAAAUUCACUCUUCAAUUUGUUUCAACAUAUUACGAAUAAUAUUUGGCUGAAAUUUGUCAUUUGUGUCACCUUCACGUGACCUUGAUCUCUCAUAUAAUAUUUCUUAAAACACAUCGCACAUUUGUGUGCUCUUUAAAUAAAAGCAUAAGUCAUCGUUCGAAGUAUAAAAAGAGCAAACAAAAUUUUGUUUUUCCAAACUGCAAGUAGGAUGUACCUUCAAAGAAAUAUAAUGAAAAGAUUUAUUUCGAGUAGUUUUUUGUAUACGGACCGCUCUGGGCACUGUGGGAAGUGUUAGCAGUAACCUUUUUAUUUCAAAUGAAUUUUUCGUUAGAUCCACACCCCGUAUAGAGUGUAAAAACACAACAAAAAAAAAUUUGGGCCCAGGGGAAGGUUUUAUCAAGUUUGGUUGGUGCUCAAUGGACUUUUAAUUAUUUUAAUUUCUGUUAAACAUCGUAUUCCUUAUUAUGAAUUGGUUGCCAGUAGUAAAAACAUAUUAUCAUUACGUUUUUAUUGACAAAUGUAAACUUAUAUUAAUUUAAAAAUAAACUCCUAAUGGAGGACACCAAUUAGUGUAAUUGUUAAAUAAUCUGAUUGCUUUUCGAUUUAGAAAAUUCAACAAUUUUAGAAUGUGGGCCAAUGACUUCAAUUCACAUAAACAAAAAAUAGUUUCACAUUAACAUGAAAAACAUUCUUUGACACUAAUAGCCAUUCCAACAAUAUCAUCUACUUUCCAGAGUAAUUUGUCGCUCCCAAGUUUUUCUUAUUUAAGCAUAUAUGUAAUAAUCUUAUAUGGACAGUUGGUAUAGGAAAGAAAAAACGUCCCUACGUUACGCUGCCGACUAUAUCCAUUUUCUCUCUUGUUGGAGACACUUUAUCUAUACUGCGCAUGCUUGAGAAUGCGCAGAACCGAGCUGAAACCUCGGAGGAUAGAGAAAUCGUUGUCAUUCUGUCUUCCUUAGUCGGAACAGCUUCCACUUAUAGAAACUGUCCAUAUUCAAGUAUUAGGCGGCCCCUAGACAAUCAAUUUUAUUGCGCAAUAUUACGAAUUGUGCAAUAUUAUUGACCGUUUUGGGUUAAUAUUGAAUAUUGCACAAUGAUUGAACAAAAGUUUGAGUGAGCUUAAUUUUAAUUGCACCAUAUUUUACCAUUGCAUUGUGUAGGGUCAGUAUUGCGCAAAGAAUACACACGCGCGCGUGCAUAAUGGCGGAAAAAGAGAAUGAAAAGUUGAGAAAAGAGAGUUUAUUGAAUGUGUUAAAUUGUACAGAGAAUUGCCAUCUUUGUGGAAUGCCAAGGAAAGAAAUAUCAUGACCGUGAUAAAAAAAAGUAAUGUUUACGAAUCAUUGUUGUCUAAAUACAAAGAGAUGUUUCCACAGGCAAGCAAAGAUGAUUUGAAGAAAAAAUUUAAUUCUUUGAGAACUAACUACCGGAAGUUUAUUGUGCAAUUUAAUUGAUCGUUUGGAUUCUAAACGCCUUUCAAUCUUAUUGUACUAUAAAAUAUAUUGUACAAUGUUACUGUAAGCCUGAUUGUUGUUAGAUCAGGAAGUUAAUCACAGUUCUUGUCAUGGAAUUUUCAAAUAGGAAAAAGAUUCCCUAUAUUCUGCCAAAUUUUAGUUUUUUUGUACCUGACUGACACUCUUGAUCACCUACAAAUUCUAUUUUCUUUUCACUCAGUGAAGUGAGGUUAUGUUUUUGACGAUCAGCGCAUAAAAAGUAGAAAGUUGGUUACGACUUCAAGAGCGUGUACUAACGCGAUAUUUGUGGGCGUUGUCACAGUUUCUCAACAAGUUUUUUAUUCUUGUGUAUGUUAUAUAAUAUUUUUUAAUAAUUUGAUAAGAGCAUCUUGUGCAAUAUCUACUUUCCAGUUGUUAAUUAAAAAAGUUUUGGCCAACAUUUUACUAUAGUAUACCUUAGUAAUAAUUAAUAAAUAAAAACAUUUUUUGUAGUGUUUGAAACAUUACUUGGAAUGGUACUAUUGUCGUGGUACCAUAGCAAAUACUUGUUAAAAUAUACUUUUGUUACAUUUUGUGAUUGUUAGAAUAACUUUGUUUAUUUAUCUGUUUUUGUAAAUGAUAUAAUUAUAAAAGUUUGUUUCCUUAUAGGUAGUUUAAACAGAUGAUUGUUUUUAAAUUUAAUUGCUAUUCUAGUAAUUCUUUUGAGAAGGUUGUCUAUUUAAAAAAUAUAUAAAUGUGUGUUGAAUCUGGAGAGUUUUCUAAUUAGAUCGUUAGGUUUUGUGAAGCUUUAUACAUUUGUAUCUGCUUUUAUAAUAUUAAAUAAAAAUAUACGUAUUUUAUAUC